Molecule: messenger RNA, 873 nt
Organism: Coniosporium apollinis CBS 100218
Lineage: Eukaryota; Fungi; Ascomycota; Dothideomycetes
Exons: 2
Coding region: 1-873 (290 amino acids)
Source: RefSeq, a predicted model, not a curated record
AUGGCCGUUGAUGAUAGCUGUCAGCCGGAUGCCACUCUACAGUCCGGCCUUUUCGCUGCCCCUCCCACCCCCGCCCAAGACUCCCUAGUUGCUGAUCCAGCCGAUACCCAGUUCGGGGGUUCAGACUCAGCUAAUUCUAUGGACUCGCUUACAGAAGAUCUCGACAUGGACGAGAGGUCUAACCAUGUUACUCACAGUCUUGAACAUAGUCAGGCUACGGUCGCUAGAGCUGGUGAUGGCAACUUCGGCAUCCUCGUCAUCAUUGUUCUGUUGGAGCGUCUCGGCACCGCUUUGACUUACUCAAGCGAGACUAUCCGUCAGACAACCGUAGCAUUGCGCGAGACCCAUGGCUGGUCCCUCGAACCAAAAGCGGACUACGAUGACUACCAGCGAACUAUAGAGUUUGUCACCGCCUACCGGAACGAUCAUCCGAAAGUCACCGCUCGAGCCCAGAUGGACACCGCGUGGGCCGACGACAUCAUCUCGCGCAGUGUUGCCGAGAAUAUACCUCAAACAUCAAUUCAAUACUUUCCACAGGGGCCGCGAACUAUCGCUAAAGUGGCAAACAAGACGAGGUUCAGAGCAUGCGGCACAAUCACGCUUACGUGGCGUGCCGAGGGCUCCAAGAGACACAGGAAGUCGUUCUGGAUCCCUGCCACGGACUUCACGACGCGGUUCUACGUGUCCGAGCAGUACGACUUGGACUUCGCUGUUGUCAUUGGUCGCGACACGUGUAACAAGCAUGGCUUCCUCAUCGCCCAAGGGAUGAUGGCGAGGCGGUUGAUACCCACGCCACCAAAGAAAGGUUACAUCCACAAGUCUGCAUGGUUAUUGAGACAGAGGACUAACGUGCCCGAGCAGACCCUGUACUAG